CUCACUUUAAUACUUUAUCUUCAACAAAAGAAUGGUAGGUAAAGAUAUUUCAUUUUAUUUUGAUGUGUAUGAAGAUGACUACCAAGAAUUUAUUUCUAAGCUAAGGGAAACACUAAAAGACUCAACGUCCCAUAAUAUCCCAGUGUUGAUGCCACAGACACAGCCCUUGAGCUGGCUGGAUCUCCACAUAACUUCUGGUGAAGACACCAUCAUCUUAAGAAUGGACAGGAGAAACUUAUACGUGCGUGGAUAUUCCAGAGACGAAGGCCAAACAUUCUGGGAGUUUUCAGAUUCUUCCCUGAUUCCGGGAUCCAGACACCUCACUUACAGCGGGAGCUACGCGAGCCGUACAGAUUCUGGCAGCACACUUGUUGGUGUUGCCGGAACUACUCGCCGGAAGAUAUAUUUGGGUCAACAGAAUCUGGUGGACGAUAUUCGUAACCUCGCAAGAACCGAAGACCCGACCACCGGCGGCGACGUCGUGUCACGGUGCGCCAAAGCGCUGCUCCGCUUGAUUCAAAUGUUUCCCGAGUCGAUCAGGUUUCAGUCCAUCACCCAACACAUCGCCACAAAUUGGGGCAGUUCUGCUCAGCUACCCGAGGAACUCGUGUUGCUUCAGAACGAUUGGGGCACUCUGUCCAGCGCCGUGUAGCGGGCGGAGGAGCCCUGUUGGACUCCGGCCACGCCUGACGCCCCUGCCUAAUAUCCCGUCCACAAAUAAUCCCAUAAACAUUUGGACUGUGGGUCAAGCCGCGGUUGCACUGGUGAUCAUGCUGUACAAGGGCCGCCAUGUCAACCUCAUGCUCCUUGCCGAGGAACAACGCGCCGCCAUCCCCAAAACCGUUGCCGGCGCAUCCUAUUUCCGUACAUUCCUCACCGUCAAUUAUGUACGUGUGUUGAACAUUGAUGGAGAGAGUCCCGGUGACCUGUACGGUACCAUAAAGGUGACUGACUUCUGGGGGGAACACACCGUGUAUGACAGGGCUUCCGGUGACACCGAAGAGGUAUAUCCACAAGGAUUGAUAACACUGAUCGGUCCUUCAAGUGCCAUUGACGCCGACGAUUCAGUC
Molecule: messenger RNA, 1070 nt
Organism: Cuscuta europaea
Lineage: Eukaryota; Viridiplantae; Streptophyta; Magnoliopsida; Solanales; Convolvulaceae
Source: the annotation of a GenBank genome assembly